This is a messenger RNA of Tripterygium wilfordii, 1607 nucleotides long. RefSeq names its product gibberellin 2-beta-dioxygenase 2-like. The record is from RefSeq and is a predicted model, not a curated record. The coding region runs from base 150 to 1139 and encodes 329 amino acids. Gene Ontology annotation, biological process: response to light stimulus; gibberellin catabolic process. Lineage: Eukaryota; Viridiplantae; Streptophyta; Magnoliopsida; Celastrales; Celastraceae. The transcript is spliced from 3 exons.
AAAAAAAAAAAAAACCACCACCUCUGAAAGCAUGCCUAUAUAUAUGCCUCCAACGGAGACUCAAAUUACUUCAAGCAGUUCUUCUUCUGCUUCUUCUUCUUUAUUGGAAGUACUUCAAACAAUUUAUUUCUUCUAGCUAGCAGCCGAGAAUGGUAGCGGCCUCUCCGAUUCCAAUACGUAGCAAGAAAACAAAGGCGGUAGGAAUUCCUACAAUCGAUCUUUCAAUCCAAAACAAGUCAAAAGUGUCGAGAUUGAUAGUAAAUGCCUGCGAAGAACUCGGAUUCUUCAAGGUCAUAAACCAUGGAGUUCCUAAAGAGGUAGUAUCAAGCAUGAGAGAUGAAGGGACGCAGUUUUUUGCAAAAACAAUUGCAGAGAAGCAACGAGCCGGACCUGCUAGGCCUUUUGGUUUUGGUUGCAGAAACAUCGGUGUUAAUGGUGACAUGGGAGAGCUUGAAUAUCUUCUUCUUCACACCAACCCUCUUGACAUCUCGGAGAGAUCCCAAUCUAUUAACUCCGAUGACCCUACAAAAUUCAGUUGUGCAGUGAAUGAUUAUGUACACGCGGUUAGAGAAUUGGCGUGCGAGAUUCUAGAUCUAGCGGCAGAGGGACUGUGGGUCCCAGACAAGUUCGUCUUCAGUAGGCUCAUCAGGGACGUCCACAGCGAUUCGGUGUUCAGGAUCAAUCACUAUCCUCCGUUGGUCAACCCGGUCAAAGAGUGGGACCCAUCACCUUCGAAUAUUGGAUUUGGAGAACACUCGGACCCUCAAAUCUUGACCAUUCUCACCUCCAAUGACGUGGCCGGCCUUCAAAUUUGCUUCCAGGAUGGCUUGUGGGUCCCCGUCCCGCCUGACCCCACUUCCUUUUAUGUCAUUGUUGGUGACGCCUUACAGGCGUUGACGAAUGGGAGAUUCGUGAGUGUGAGACACAGAGCAUUGGCGAACUCCACAAGGCAAAGGUUGUCGAUGAUGUAUUUUGGGGCGCCGCCUCUAAAUUCAUGGAUUUGUCCGCCACCGGAGAUGGUCUCACCCCGAAACCCGACUCUCUAUAAGCCCUUCACUUGGAGUGACUUCAAAAACGCUGCGUAUUCUCUGCGAUUGGGUGACACUCGGCUUGACCUCUUCAAGACUGCCACCUGCUAAUACACACUCUAUUUGCAGCCUCACAAUAUAUAUAUAUGUAUAUAUAUCACAAACACAUAUAUCUCCUAAAAAGUAUAUAAGAACUUAAAAUGCGGAUCAUCUUUUGAGGGUACGGAUAAGUAAAAUGACGAAAUAUAUUGUUUUGAGUUUCACAUGUUCCAAAUCAACGGUAAAAAUAUAAAUACGUAUUUUGUGUAAUCCGAAUGGUACAAAAAUUAGGGAAUUGUGUAUAUAAUGGGUCAUAUUUAGGGUCAGAGUGAUAAUAGGGGGGUUUUCUUGUUAGUUUUUGUUGUUUGUUUGGUGUGAAAUGUACAAGAGUGUGAUUUUUGAAUAGCACACACGUUGGGGUUUUUUUUUUUUAAUUAUCAACAACUUUGUUGAAUGUAAUAGAAAUAUGUAUGUUUCAUCUAUUAAUACUAUAUAUAUAAGAUAGCUAUGGUUUAGCCACUUUAUCCAAAAUGGUAGUUU